Molecule: messenger RNA, 454 nt
Organism: Lytechinus pictus (painted urchin)
Lineage: Eukaryota; Metazoa; Echinodermata; Echinoidea; Temnopleuroida; Toxopneustidae
Product: kynureninase-like
Exons: 2
Coding region: 49-426 (125 amino acids)
Biological process (GO): NAD+ biosynthetic process
Cellular component (GO): cytoplasm
Molecular function (GO): pyridoxal phosphate binding; kynureninase activity
Source: RefSeq, a predicted model, not a curated record
UUCACAAUUUUGAACACUUCAGGCCCUGCAAUCGGAAUCAUUUCUACAAUGGCUGAGAAACGAGCAGGAGAAUCAACGGAUACGCGGACUGCUGAAAAUGGCUCAUCACCACCUCGUAAGAAGGUGAUGAAGACCGACCGCCAGACUGGAAUGUCACCUCUAGAAGAAUUGAAGGAGAAGGCCAAUAGGUUUGGUUUGGACAUUCUCAGUGACAGCUUUGCCAAGAAGAUGGAUGAACUUGAUCAGCUAGCUCCACUUAGAGAGGAAUUCAUCAUGCCUAAGAUGAAGGAAUUACCAGAUGUUGAUCUAUCUCUGGUUAAUAAAGAAGAUGAAUGUAUCUACUUCUGUGGUAAUUCACUUGGUCUUCAGCCCAAAGGACUCAAAUUCUAUUUUGAUGCUGAACUGGAAAAAUGGGCCAAAAUGUGAGUAAAAUAAUCUGAUAUCAUAUUUGACU